Messenger RNA from Anneissia japonica, 2608 nucleotides. RefSeq names its product COP9 signalosome complex subunit 7b-like. The transcript has 8 exons. Gene Ontology annotation, cellular component: COP9 signalosome. Gene Ontology annotation, biological process: COP9 signalosome assembly. Lineage: Eukaryota; Metazoa; Echinodermata; Crinoidea; Comatulida; Comatulidae. The record is from RefSeq and is a predicted model, not a curated record. Bases 35 to 937 code for a protein of 300 amino acids.
UCAUGCACAACACUUUACCACUUCAAAGUUUCCUAUGGAUGACCGACACAUGGAAACAUCGAGAGGAGGCAGUCUCUACGAGACUCAUUGCCUCCUUAUAUCACUAAGGAGUCAGGACAAUAUUUUAGAGAUGUCAGAUACAGGUAAACUGAGUAAUGCUGGUAACCAGGGCCUUGAACAGUUUCUACUAUUGGCCAAAGGUACCAAAGCUGGUGCGAUGACCGCCCUAAUAAUGCAAGUUGUUGAAGCACCAGGGAUUUAUGUGUUUGGAGAGCUCCUGGAAAUGCCAAAUGUUCAAGAGUUGGCAGAGGGACCUCACAAGAAGUGGCACAACCUUUUAAACCUGUUUGCUUAUGGAACAUAUCAAGACUACAAAGCUGAUCCCAGUAACUUCCCAGAACUCUCAAAGCCAGCCGUUUCAAAACUGCGACACCUAACGAUAGUUUCCAUAGCAGCAAAGUGCAAACGUAUUCCUUACACUCUUCUGCAAACUGAACUUGAUGUGAAUAAUUUAAGAGAAUUAGAAGAUUUAUUUAUUGAAACAAUAUAUGCCGGUGUAAUAGAAGGAAAAUUAGACCAAAAGAACCAGCAAUUGGAGGUAGACUACGCCAUAGGUAGGGACAUUAGGCAAGAGGCCAUCGUAGACAUUGUCAACACACUUCAGCAAUGGUGUGAUGGAUGCGAGACUGUUUUAAGUAAUAUUGAAGAGCAGAUUUUAAGAGCCAACAAAAAUAAAGAAAGUUGCAUCAAGAAACGACAACAAAUAGAAUCAGAGGUAAUUGAUAUCAAGAAGGCCAUUAAGGCAUCAUCUCAAGACAUAGAUGACCAACACAUGUCCACUGAUACAAGAGAAGCUGACAUACAGCCCUCCAAACCCACCAAAAAACCAUCCAAGAUCAGAGGAUUACGAGGCAGUGGAAAAUUCUGGAACAAAUGAGACCUAGGAUUAUACAUCAACAUGGAAACAUAAUUAAUAGACGAAGAAUGGGUCAUUCCAUUUAAAUACAUCAUAAUUGUAUCCUUGGUAUGGAUAUACGAAAAUUACAGUAAUUUUAUUUCGUUAUUAAUUAUUAUUCGUUAUUUAUUUAUUUAAUUAAUAUUUGAUUUUAUUUAGUCAGUCUUUGCGAGGUUGGAAAACAGCAAGUUUGCAUGGCACAAUUGUUUUUUGGGGGUUUUUUUUGGUUUUUUUUUUUCAAAGCCAAGAACAGUUUCUUAAAGUACAUGCCAAAAUAUAUUUUUUUAAACUUGUGCGCAACACUAUGCAAAACAAAUUCGGUUUUUUAUUACAAUUUUUAUUUAGUUUUAACCCUAGUGGCCCAGGACUCGACAGAGAUCUAGGGCCAUGUAGGACUGCAAGAUUGAGUGACUGGAUGUAAUUGGGUCUCUGAGGCUGAAGUUCCUAGAACCUACAGCUUGGUGGGUCUAAUUUAAGUUAUUAUAGACUAUGCUGUAGUCAUGUAAAAUGAUACAUGUAUGUGCUCCAGUGUGAUUGAUUUGUAGGGCUAAAGAUAGGGAAUUUAAAUGUCAUGUAUUUAAAAAUUUGCCUAAAAUACAUGACAUUUUUACACAGAUAGUAAUCAGUGCAUUGGUGUUUUAACAUAGAUACCCACCUAUACGUCCAAGUGUUAAGAGCUUACAGAGGGCUCUGCUCAGGGUGGUGCCAGCGGGAUUGCCAAAUGGGCCCAGCUGUCAGGGACACUUAGCCCAGCCAUUGGGGUGUCAAGGUAAAAUCUGUUAGAAGAAAAUUAAUUAAAAUCAUUUACUAAGCCAGGGACAGCUGACCUAAGAGUGCUAUUUCUAUGUAUCUAGAGGUGCCUAUUAACAUUUGCUCACCUAAGACCUACUGUAACAACGGUGGGGCUGAGGUGGGUGUGAAUCCCCUGGCACUGCCACAGUUUUUGCUGCUUUGCCUAGAUUUAUAAAAAUGUGUUAUAAUGAACAAUUAUAUAGCAGAAGAGAGUGUGUUUUAAUGUUGUCUAAACAAAGUCAAAGUAAGAUUUUAGUAAUUUUAAAGCUUUGUCCACACUAUCAAAUUUUAUGUAACAAAUACAUGUGAUACGCCCAUAUUUGGCCGUAGUAUGACAUCAUCAUGCACUUAUAUGGGCACAUCACACAAAUUUGUCAAAUAUUAUAGUGUGGACAGAUCUUUAAUUGGAUGAGUUUAGUACUACCUAUAAUACUUAUAAUUCUGUUUGACACAGUCUUUAAAGAUAUACUCUGCAUUUCAUCAUUUUUUGAGGAAUUGAGCACACUCUAUAUUUGUAAUGUUGAGUUAAAUAAAAUAAUAAUAUAGGAGGUAUUGAAUGCAUUUGUAUCAAAUGAGGCGCUAUUCAGAUAUAGAUGAAAUACGCUUUUUUUUUCUUGACAGAGAAGUGCCUCUAUCAGUGAUAUGAAAUUUAUAAUGAUAAUGAGAAUAAUAAACAUUUGUUUUGUGCCAGCACCAAUUCAUAGAUGAUAAAUAAAAAUAGUUUGUAUUCUGUGAGAGAGGUAUUUAUGCUUUUCCCCCCCUAUUACAAUAAAUGGUAUUGUAUAAUAAAAUUUGUUUACAAUAAUAAUCAGCUUUUGGAGUUGUAUGAUAGCUGUAUCGUAAUAAAAAGAAAUAAACAGA